Molecule: messenger RNA, 717 nt
Organism: Suillus discolor
Lineage: Eukaryota; Fungi; Basidiomycota; Agaricomycetes; Boletales; Suillaceae
Exons: 4
Coding region: 91-666 (191 amino acids)
Source: RefSeq, a predicted model, not a curated record
CUCCAUGUGUUCUUCGACUGAUUUACUAUAUCAUACUUUGCGAAGCUAUUGACCCGCACAUCACAAGUUUGCGGGGAACUCAAAACAAAAAUGCGUUCACUGACAGCAUCUUUUUUCGGUUUCCGGUCGAGCAAUUCCAACGAUGUGAUACGACAGAAUAGGGAUCUAGCAGAGUCUUUGAAAGACGGUUCUGUAUUUGCUUUCAAGGAUUGGGAGUCGAAGAAGGGAAUCUACAAGACGGAGUUACUGCAACUGGGCAUCAACAUCAUGUGGUUCGCGAAUCGACACGAUGAAGGCGUCAUCCACCAUAAAUAUUUUAAUCCUAUGCCCGUCGAAGUUAUCGCUCUUGUGCUUACAACUAUUGAAUGUUGUAUCGACGAAUGGUUACAAGGUCUGAAGGAAGAUAUCAAAUUCACGUCGGCUACUUAUGGAACUGUCUACCAUGGACAUUUCUGCUCAUUGCAGCGCUUCGACGAGCGGACGGCGCCUUACAAACUCCUCGACAAAAUUCGUGUCAAUCUGCACGACGUGGCUCGUUUCCAUGCAGGUGUUGACACCCUCACUAUCUCGUCGUCUGCAUCCCGGAUCAGUGACGCGGCAUUCGAAGAUGCCAUCCGAGAGUACCAACUUGAGGAGCAGGAUGAUGCGGAGGCUAGCGAGUCGUAAAAUAGGUUGACUGGUUCAUUAUUAGGCAUUCAAAUUCAAUUGUUUUCGCGA